AUUCACACAGAGAUCAUUCAGCAUAAAGAAGACGAUGAAGAUCCUCCUCAUCUUCUUCACUUUCUACCUGAUCUCAGGUGCCGUGAGCGACGUUGAUGUGACGGGACAUUCACAAGGAAGUGUUCUCGUUGAUUCUGGGAAACCUUGGUUCAGCGACUCCUUUAAAUACAUAUUUAAAACUUCUGAGCUUAGAGUAAUUAUGAUUGAUAAGAAACAUGAACGAUGGAUUGACGAAGGACGAAUCACGUUGUUUAAAAACAAUGAAGACAAACUCAUGAUCUACAUCAGAGAUUUAAAUCUGAACGAUGCUGGAAAAUACGAUAUUACGGUUAGAGACAAAUGGUCCAUCAAUUUGAAUUUGUAUGUAUUAAAAGAAGAAAUGUGUUGCAAAAUGCCAAAGAGAGUGAUGGUGAAUGUUGGAGAAACUGCCUCCAUCAGCGGUGAAUAUUCACACAGUUAUAAUAAUGAUCUUAAAAUCGUAUUUAAAAAAGGAAGAGAAAACAUUGACGCAGUGUACAGCAGAUGGAAUAAGAAAGAAAGAUUCAGUAUUUCUGAUGACAGACAUAAAAACGUCUUCAGUGUGAAGAUCACUGCUGUGACUCCAGAUGAUGGAGGAGUUUAUUUCUGUGGAGUUUGGAUCAACAGACACUCGUACAGUUACUCUGUUAUUAAUACGGUUGACCUGUAUAUUACGGCUAAAGUGGGAGUGUCUAGAGCCAUCGGCUACUCAGGAAGUGGUCUGAUGAUGAAGUGUGAACAUCCUCAAUACAAAACCAGACCAAAAUACAUCUGUAAAGAAUCAGACGGAUGUUCAGAGAAGAAGGAUCUUCAGAUGUCAUUCGAAAUCGUGAAACAGUUGACAUGGAAAAACACUUGGGAUGAAUGGAAGACGAAUGGAGAAGUUUCUUUAUACGACGACACCAGAGCAGGAGUCUUGAUGGUGUUUUUUAGAGAACUGAAAGCUACAGAUGAAGGAACAUACAGGUGUGGAGUGAAAGUAUCUUACUUUAAUGAGAUCUUCACUGAGCUUCAGCUGAGACUCAGACACGAUGAAAAAUAUCCAGUGGCUGUGACUAAAACAGCUUAUCCUGGAGAAGUCAUCUUCAGCUGUCAGAUCCCAGAGCAACAGAGACUUUAUUUGUGUAAAGAGGAUGAUGAUCAGAUCUGUCAGAACAUCAGCUCAUCUAAAGUCACACACAUGAGUGGUUCUUCUGAGAGAAAUGAAGAGAGAGUUUUUACGGUGAGCAUCAGUAAUGUGAGCGUGAGAGAUGCUGGAGUCUACUGGUGUGGAGCAGAAACCAGAGACACUUAUUUGACUUUCAUCUCCCUGACCACCAAAAUUCAGCUCAACCUCAUCAUGCCUCCAGUAGUGAGACGUGAAGGAGAAUCUGCUGAGAUCAUCUGCCCUUAUGAUUCAAUCUAUAAAUCAAAGCCAAAGUCUCUCUGUAAGGGGAAGUGCUCCACUAGAGACAGAAAUGAGAACGAGACCAAGACUGACAGACUGACUCUGAAAGAUGACGUCUCUACAAGUGUCUUCACUGGGACCAUCACUGGACUCACAGCAGAGGAUGCUGGGAAAUACUGGUGUGCAGUGACAUCAGAAACAGAGCUCAAUUAUCUUUACACUCAUCUGAUGGUCAUCGUGAACGAGGAGCUGAACUUGACUAAGUACGAAGGAGACGACGUGUCGAUCCAGUGCAAACAUCACGAUGAAGAGCAGAAGAUCUUCUGCAAAGCACACCAAGCCUCCGUGUGUGUGAAGGAUGGAGUUUCGUUGGAGACCGUCAGAGAUGAUCGAUUCUCUUUCAGUGAUGAAGCAUCUGCUGGAGUCUUUACUGUGAACAUCACUGAUCUGAGAGAAGAGGAUUCUGGGAUAUACUGGUGUGGAGCUCACGUCAUCACUGAAGUGACUCUCACUGUUAAAAAGGAUUUCUCCCUGAUCAUCAUUAUCAGUGUGUGUGUGAUUCUGCUGCUGAUCUCUGGAUUCUCUCUGACUGUGUGGAGAUUAAGACACGAGAGACGAGGUGACACUCAUUUACCCACAAUCCCCUCUGAUGGGCUCCUGUACGCUGCUGUCAGUUUCCAGAAACGUCCAGAGUCUCUCAGUGAUAUUACAGUCAGAUUCAGUAAGAACGAGAUUCACUCUGAUUACGCCGCGGUCAGUUACCACAUGACAACUAACUAAUAAUAGAUUAUACACAUAUUACCAUCAUUUUACAUUUUAAUAGUUAUUAUAAAAAAAUUGAUUUAUGAAAACCUCUUUUAUUGCCACUCUUUAAACACACAAAAGCUCACCUGUUAUAAUGAGACACAUGAACCUGUUCAGAGCUUUUAACCCUUUAACCUUCACUCCCAGAAGGAGCUAAUAAAAAUAUUUUACUUAAAAUUCUUAGUUUUUUUAUGAAACUCUCCCGUACGGUUGAGAUGUCGGUCCAUGAUAAACUCAGAGAACUAUUUCAUGAGUUACCUUGCAAUGAUGUGCAUUACUUCAACUUUAUUGGUAUUUUGGACACAUUUCUCAACCUUCAGGGUCCACAAAGAUUAAAGAAAAAUUAUAUUUAAGUGCCUGUAAAUCGGCUUAAUAAAUGCAUGCCUAUGGCAAUAUCCAUACUAUAAUAUGUUUUUUAUUCAGAUAGUAUAUUUCUGUUCUCUAACCCCGUCCCUAUUCAAAACAACAUUAUGGUUUCAAGCCUACUUCCUUGAUUGCUUGUUUGAGCCUAUUAUCUUAUUUUCAGUCACACAGAAAGUGUGUAAAGGUUUUCAUUUGAAAACUGGAGAUACUCAAAAGACAGAGAGAUAGAGCAGUACAGCUGUGAAAAAGCUCUCUCUCAUCUCUUCCUUUUCAUAGAUGUAAUCUUCAUCAAAGUAAUGCCAACCAAACGAUAGCGAUAUCAGUUUAAAGGGUUAAAUGUUUGCUUUCUUGUUCUCAUCUCUGACUUUUGAUCUUUGUACAUUUACAAUCCUUAGCAUUCAUUCAUUCAAACAUUUUUUGUCUUACUUUUUUUUAAUCAACGAUACUUUUGCUAAUUUGGAAAGCUAAAUCUAAAUGAUAAACUUUAAUCAUUUUUAUGUAGAAGUAUAACAAUCAUGUCAUUUAAAACGGCUGCCAUUUUUUAAUGUGUGACUUGUCAUAACAUGAUUUUCAAGCAAACUUGAAGCAACAUUUUCAUAAUUGUCGCAAGGUUUCUGAUGAAUGCUGCGGGUGUUUUUGUGUUGAGGCAUGAUGAACACGCAGGUUUUUCCGUCCAGCUCAAAACCACAGAAAACUGGUUAAGGUUGAGGGUCUAAAUUUAGUCUGAGUGUAAAGAUUAAACAGAAGCGUUCAGGAAACGUGCAGAGAACGCAUGAGACUGAACAGAGAGAAGAUGAAUAUCAUUGUGAGAAAAAGACAAUAAGGAUUAAGAUCUGCUCGCUCUGUAACGCAGCAUUUACUGAAAGAAAGGAAUCAAACUAAAAAUGUUUAUCAUCAACGAAGCAUGUGAAAUGUUACUAUUCAGAUC
Messenger RNA from Puntigrus tetrazona (Sumatra barb), 3500 nucleotides. Its product is annotated as polymeric immunoglobulin receptor-like. The transcript has 9 exons. The record is from RefSeq and is a predicted model, not a curated record. Bases 35 to 2185 code for a protein of 716 amino acids. NCBI's taxonomy places the organism in Eukaryota, Metazoa, Chordata, Actinopteri, Cypriniformes, Cyprinidae.